CCCAAAAUGUACGACGCCUCGCUGUGGUCGUGUGUACAUUCACCAGCAGGGGAGGAAGGUUCACCGCCAAUACCUUACUGUUUUCACCUCUCCUAGCCUUAAUUAACGCCUCACCUGCCCGCCGAGCCCCGCCAGUGGGAUGGUGGUGCAGCAGCCAUGGACCAUCAACACCACCACCACCACCACCACCACAGCCAGCCCAGCACCACCACCACCACCACCACCAUUGAGAAGAAGCUGCCAACCAACACUUGCCUGGUGUGUGGCCGUCACGGAGGCAACACCAUCGUUGUCACCAGCGUCCACAGCUUCGUGUCCGCCUCGGGAACACCACUCGCUGACUUCCUGGUGAAGGUCGUCGGCGAGGACCCCUGUUACUCCGUCAGUGAGGUGAUCUGCCAGCAGUGUUUUGUCCUGCUAGAUCGCCUCGACGCCUACCAAGCCAGGGCUGCUGAAAUACACACAUAUGUCACCACUAGGUACCGGGACACCAAACUAGAGUUAUUAGGACAGAGGCAGCGAAUGAGUGAGUUGAUCGCUGCUUCCCUCUCCAAUGUCCGGGAGCUCACCCACGGCACCACUCUCAACGUCAGCGAUGAACUAACAAUAACCGUCGUCCACGAAUCACUGCCCAAGAACCAAAAGCUCUACCACCUCCAAAACAACAACAACAACAACAACAGGCACCACAAACACAACAACAACAAUAACAACAACAACAACAGAGAUAUCUCACCUGCAAACUACAUUACGAAUAAAUUUAAGAGAAGAAAAGUAGGAAUAGGAGGAGGAGGAGGAGGAGGGGGUAAUUUAAACACCCCUACCACCCCCCAGGACAAGAGGAAGGGGUGGAGAGGGGAAGAGGUGAGGAAAUGUGGGAGAGGGAAGAGGAGAGAGAGAAAGAGAAAGAGAAAGAGAGAUACCAACUACCAGGCACAUCUUUGGAGUCACCACCUGGAGCCUGUGUAUCCUGGUGACAUGUUAGGGCCCAUAUCACCAGCCAGGCGCAUCUUUGGAGUCACCACCUGGAGCCUAGGUGAGCGAGGGGUGCCGCCACAGGUUGCCGAAGCUAUGUUGAUGCAGUCUCCGCUGGCCACCUCCCUGCUGCAGUCAUUCCUCGCCACCUCUCUCUGGUUUGGUUCCCCGGACAACACACAGAAGAGGAAACCAAGCAGUAACACCAAACACAAACAGCAGCACCAAGUUUAUGUCCCAGAUGAUGUGACAAGUGAGACGUUAGCAGUAGCAGCUGGGUCCACCAAGGAGAAGAGACAGGAACUCAAGAACACUGGCCAAAGCUACAUUAACACCAAAGGCAAACUGGUGGACGCUAAGAGAGUUUGGCCCCAGGAUUGUAGCAGGUGUCCCUUGAAAUGCAACGCGAGGAUCAGCGAAGAGGAACGCCUGAAGAUCUUUGCGGAGUACUGGGGCCUCGCUGACUACAACCUGCAGAGAGAGUACCUGGCCGCCCACAUGCAGAGAGAGGAGAAGCUGGGCCCUAGUGGUCUCCGAAGGACUGUCAUUCUCUAUUUCCUCACCUCCAGCAAGCAGUCCAACCCUAAGCUGCAGGUAUGUCGCCAAUUCUUCCUCAAAACCCUUGACGUCUCGGAGAAAGCCUCAAGAAUCGUUUUGGAGAAGAUGGUGAGAGGUGAGCUUGGGAACGAAGGAGGCGCUAACACACCCCCUCCAGGCACCACCCUUCGCCACACAGCCCCCCACCAUGCCUCCCCACCCCCCCGCCAGGCCAAGAAUGGGGAGGAAGGGGCCCAGAGUAAUGACGAAGACACGAAAAGCGAGGAUUCAUCUUGAGGUUAGAUGAAAAUGCAAGCUGUAGGUGUUUUUUUUUCUCGGGCAUUUUUUAAUAGUUUUUUUUUAUUGUUUUUGGUUUAAUAAGAGUUCUUUGCGCAAUUUGCUGUGCUUAAGAUGAAGAAAGAAGGAAGGAAGGAGGGAAGACUGAAUAAAACGGGAGGAGGAAAAGGAAGAGAAGGAAAAAAAAGAAAACAAGGAGGAGGGAAAUAAACCUUCUCUCUCUAUCUCUCUUUUUC
Messenger RNA from Portunus trituberculatus (swimming crab), 2045 nucleotides. RefSeq lists its product as uncharacterized. NCBI's taxonomy places the organism in Eukaryota, Metazoa, Arthropoda, Malacostraca, Decapoda, Portunidae. The record is from RefSeq and is a predicted model, not a curated record.